Molecule: messenger RNA, 742 nt
Organism: Micromonas pusilla CCMP1545
Lineage: Eukaryota; Viridiplantae; Chlorophyta; Mamiellophyceae; Mamiellales; Mamiellaceae
Exons: 2
Coding region: 1-513 (170 amino acids)
Source: RefSeq, a predicted model, not a curated record
AUGCUCGCGAUCGCGAGCGCCUUUCGACGCGAUCGCGCCGCGGUGAAAAACGACCGAUUGAAAGGGGUUGACACUAUCGCGCGACGCGAGAUUCUUCUGUUACAGCAACGCGGCCGAGGCCGCGCCGCGCCGCGGCCCGUUUCAAGCAGCUUCAAGCUCUCGACGGCGCCGAGCCUCCUCGUCACUCUCGCGCGUCGCUCAGCAAGAAUGGCCUACUACCCCCCUCCCCCCGUGCAAGCGCCGCCGGCGGCCGUCUACGCGGUGCCGCAGCCUGUGAUGGCGCAGCCGACGAUGAUGCAGCAGCCGGUGAUGCAGCAGCCGAUGGUCAUGCAGGCGGCGCGCCCCGCGGUGAUGUCUCCCAUGAUCGCGUCGCCCGCGGGGUACUACGACGAGCAGAAGUACUGCGGUCCCAUCUCGCUGUGCAUCGGGUUCUUCAUCUUCCCGUGCAUCUGCUGCUGCCCGGUCGACACGAGGAGGACGUGGAUUCCGAACAAGAUGACGGUGAUUUGUUAGAGAAGCGCGCUUUUGGAGCGCCGGCGAGCGCUGCGCGGAGCGAGGAGGACGGACGCGCGAUCGCGCGUCUCGGUACUCGUUUUAGGUGCACCUUUCCUGCACUGUGGACGAUUUGAUUUCUCUCAGAGCGGACGCCGCGACGACGGGACGCGGCUUCGCGGUCAACCGAUCGUUCGAUUUUCCGACUAGUUGACCCGUGGUUGUAAUUUGCAUAUGCUAUUGAUCGUUA